AUGGGCAAAGAGAAACCUGGAUUCCUUACUCCUAAAGCCAUCUCAAACCGCAUCAAAUCGAAAGGACUUCAGAAACUGCGAUGGUACUGUCAAAUGUGUCAAAAGCAGUGCCGGGAUGAAAAUGGGUACAAAUGUCACACAAAUUCCGAAUCUCAUCAUCGCCAGAUGAAAAUUUUCAUGGAGAAUGGUGGAAAAUUCAUUAGUGGCUUUUCGUCUGAAUUUCUCAAGGGCUAUCUGGACAUUGUGAGGCGUCAAUUUGGUGGCAAGCGGGUCCAUGCUAACGUCGUUUAUCAAGAAUACAUAAAAGAUAAGGAACACAUUCACAUGAACGCUACUCGUUGGCAUUCUCUUACUGGCCUCUGUUUGUGGCUCGGCAAGCAAGGCAUUUGUCGUGUUGAUGAGACCGAAAAGGGUUGGUAUAUUGAAUACAUCGAUCAAGACCCCGAAGCGGAGAGUCGAAGGGCUUCUGAUGCUCGACUGACUAAAACCGAGGACGAGAUAAACCGUCAGUUACUUGCUAAGCAAAUCGAGAAAGCUAGUAAAUCUCUCACAAAUGAAACAAAUGCCAAGGAGGUGAAACCCCUCAUUCGAGAAGACUGCAAUGUACCCAUAAAGUUAGAUCUGCAGCUUGCUUCAACCAAGUCAAAAUCCGAAUCUCAAGCUGGCGAUGCUGAUGUACAGUCAAGUGCGCCAGAAGAGACGCAAAAGCUGGACCAAGUUGUCGAGCCUACCAGCAGUGAUCAUGUGUCACCAAGCUCCUCCGAUCGAGUGUUAUCUCCGAAAAUCUCUGUAACGGAGAAAUUGGAAACCAUCGGAAAAGUUCAAAAAAUCAUUAAUCCCUUGCUGUUGGCGGAGAAGAAGGCGCAAAAAAGCAAAGCUCUUUCGGAUGCCGAUAAGCUGCACCAUCCCUCGGCAACUGGAGGCAAAAGAAGUAAUUUAGAUGAAUUAAUGGCUGAAGAGGAAAUGUACAAAGAGAAACGUAAUCGUAAGGAUUAUUGGAUGACAGUUGGAAUCGAAGUUAAAUUAACUUAUUAUAAGCUUCCCAAAGAUCUUCUCUAUCGACAUGCUGUGAUUAUAGACAUGGAGGACGAUUACACGGCUCUCGUUCAAGUACUAGGUUCCUCGAAAGCGAAGUUGAAGGUCGAUCAAGAUCACGUGGAAACAGUUAUACCUCCCGUUGGUGAUCCCGUUCUCGUUGUGAAUGGUGCCUAUCGCGGCGAGGUGGCCAUUCUUAAACGGGUCGACAAAGAAAGAUUUCAGGUGGACAUCAUCAUUGAAUCUGGCCUCUGUCGUGGACGCAUGGUGCGGGAUGUAUCCAUGGAAGACGUUUGCAAGGUCUGCGAUAUCAGCACUAAUUGA
This is a messenger RNA of Hydatigera taeniaeformis, 1359 nucleotides long. The record is from the annotation of a GenBank genome assembly. NCBI's taxonomy places the organism in Eukaryota, Metazoa, Platyhelminthes, Cestoda, Cyclophyllidea, Taeniidae.